Macadamia integrifolia is the source of this 965-nucleotide messenger RNA. Its product is annotated as protein SPEAR1-like. Gene Ontology annotation, molecular function: DNA-binding transcription factor activity. The record is from RefSeq and is a predicted model, not a curated record. The transcript is spliced from 5 exons. The coding region runs from base 116 to 700 and encodes 194 amino acids. Lineage: Eukaryota; Viridiplantae; Streptophyta; Magnoliopsida; Proteales; Proteaceae.
UGGGCAAACAGCUUAAAAGGGGCAUUUGAGAUCUCUCAUUUGCACUGACGAACAGGUUACAGAAAGGAGGGGAUCACGAAGUUGCUUUCGGUGCAAAUUUCAUCAGUUAGAAGAGAUGGGGAGCAGUUAUUUUGGAGAGCCAAGCAUGGGAAAUGGAAGAGCUGGUGGGUCUUCAAGGAAAGGAAAGAAGACCAAUUCAGACAAGCCAAAGCAACCACAGAGGGGACUUGGAGUAGCUCAGUUAGAGAAGAUCAGAUUACACAAUCAAAUGAGUUGCAGCUAUCUUCCUUCCAUUCACAACCCCUACCAAACCAAUCUCAACCAGGAAGAGGAAGUGAGGUUGGGAAGUACAUAUUCUUCAGUACCAUCAUCAUCAUCUUUUUCUUAUUCUUCAUCAUCAGCACCUUAUGGCUUUCACCCAAAUAUCAUGAUGGGUAUGGGGGAGAUGGAAGCAGCAGAUUUCAGAUAUGGUGAUUCACAGUCUAGUAUUACAGCAAGAUGGAACAAUAACAGUGGUAUCUCAGGGACUCAAUACUCAAUGCACCCUACUGAGACAAGACACUUGCUGAGUCUAAAUGUUGUAGAGGAUUCAGUGCAAAAGAAGAGAAUUAGAAAAGAGUGGUGUGAUUCAAUGGGGUCAAGCAGUCAGAAUUCAGAUUCAAGUGAUGUAGGAGAAUUAGAUCUAGAGCUCAAAUUAUAGCUCUCAUCAUAAUCUGCUAUAUUAAUGUGCAAUAAAAUGAAAAAGGGUUGAUUUCCCUGUUUUUAUGAUGUACUUAUCAAUAGAAGUGGACAGUUCAACAUGGCCAGUUGGAUUUUUUAAAGACUCACUAGUUGAACAAGUCUACAGAUGUUAUUGAUUUUCAACUUUCAAGUGGAUGAAGGGGUUUUGUGAUGUGAUGAAAUGUAAGUUGGAUGUUCAGUUCAUAAUACAUGAAUUAAUGUCCCAUGUUGAGACAUUUCAUGAA